Anopheles cruzii is the source of this 1515-nucleotide messenger RNA. Its product is annotated as ankyrin-1-like. NCBI's taxonomy places the organism in Eukaryota, Metazoa, Arthropoda, Insecta, Diptera, Culicidae. Gene Ontology annotation, molecular function: protein binding. Gene Ontology annotation, cellular component: glycosylphosphatidylinositol-N-acetylglucosaminyltransferase (GPI-GnT) complex. Gene Ontology annotation, biological process: GPI anchor biosynthetic process. The record is from RefSeq and is a predicted model, not a curated record. The transcript is spliced from 6 exons. The annotation marks the transcript as partial.
AAAGGCAAGAUCCCGCUCCUGCUCGCCGUCGAGGCGGGCAACCAGUCGAUGUGCCGGGAGCUGCUCUCGUCGCAGACGGCCGACCAGCUGAAGGCUACCACUACCAAUGGCGACACGGCGUUACAUCUGGCCGCUCGGCGGAAGGACGUCGAGAUGGCCCGGAUACUGAUCGACUACGGUGCCAACGUGGACGUACAGAAUGGCGAGGGCCAAACGUCGCUCCACAUAGCGGCCGCCGAGGGCGACGAGGCGAUGGUGAAGUACUUCUAUACCGUGCGCGCCUCGGCGGGCAUUACCGAUUUUCAGGAUCGUACUCCGAUGCACCUGGCAGCUGAGAAUGGACAUGCGUCAAUCAUUGAAAUCCUGGUGGACAAGUAUCGCGCCAGCAUCUACGAACGAACCAAGGACGGGAGCACACUGAUGCAUAUCGCCUCACUGAACGGUCAUGCCGAGUGUGCCACGACGUUGUUUCGCAAGGGUGUCUAUCUUCACAUGCCAAACAAGGGCGGUGCCCGGAGCAUCCACACGGCGGCCAAGUACGGCCACUACGGCCACGUGGGCAUCAUCAGUACGCUGCUGAACAAGGGCGAGAAGGUGGACGUGCCGACGAAUGAUCACUACACUGCACUACACAUCGCCGUGCAGUCGGCCAAACCGGCCGUGGUGGAGACGCUGCUCGGGUUUGGUGCCGAGGUUCACGUGCGGGGCGGGCGGCUACGCGAGACGCCGCUGCACAUAGCGGCCCGCGUCAAGGCCGGCGACCGGUGCGCGCUGAUGUUGCUCAAGUCCGGGGCCGGCGCGAACAAGACGACGGACGACGGCCAAACGCCGGUGCACGUGGCGGCCAAGCACGGGAACGUGCAAACGCUGGACCUGCUGCUCGAGGACAAUGGCGAUCCACUGAUCAAGUCGAACGUCGGCGAAACGCCACUCCACCUGGGGGCGAGAAACUGUCACCCACAGAUCGUGCGGCACCUGAUCGAGUUCGUGAUGAUGAAGCACGGCAAGGAGGUGCUGCGGAACUACCUGAACUUCACGAACGAGGACGGGGCGACGGCGCUACACUACGCCUGCGAGGUGACGAAGGAGGAAGUCAACAAGCGGUCGAAGGAGCGAAAGGAACAGGAAGCGAACGGGGACCGGGACAUCGUGCGGAUGCUGCUGGAGAACGGGGCGGACGUGUCGCUGAGCACGCGGUCGACGCAGGAGACGUGCUUCCACGCGGUGUCCGUCGCCGGCAACAACGACGUGCUGACGGAAAUGAUCGGCCACAUGACGGCGACCGACAUCCAGAAGGCGAUGAACCGCCAGUCGUCGGUCGGCUGGACGCCGCUGCUGAUCGCGUGCAACCGGGGCCACAUGGAGCUAGUGAACAACCUGCUGGCCAACCACGCCCGGGUGGACGUGUUCGACAACGAGGGCCGGUCGGCGCUGCACCUGGCCGCCGAGCACGGAUACCUGCAGGUCUGCGAUGCGCUCAUCACCAACAAGGCCUUCAUCAACUCAAAGUCGCGA